GAAUCCUCCACAUGCUCACGAAAUUCUAUAAAUUUGAGAUGUCUUUGCUUAAUUUCGGAGUCAUGAAACUUAUGAAAUUGGAAGUACCAAAGAAAACUCACUAUGAAACGAUUACUGUUUGUAUUUUGCUUGACUUUGACAAGUUGCCUAAGCCAGAAUAGUUGUCCAUCGAAAGAGGACAUCAAUCCUUGCUCCUGUUCCAUAGGAGUGGACCAAAAACCGUGGGUUUCUUGUGUAGGACUCACCUCGGGAACAGCCCUUAAGAAUGUUGUGAAAGGAAUGAAGAAUUACAAAUUUUCAAAUUUUGAUGUCGAAAAGUCUAACAUUGGUGUUUUGGAAGCAGAUACAUUUUUGGGUUUGCAAAUCCGUUCUUUAAAUAUAAUAUUCAGCAAUAUUACAAGUAUUAGCGAGAUGUCUCAACGUCCUCCUUUCCUUGGAUUGGAAAAUUCGCUUGAGAGUCUUGAAAUAAGAGAUGCUUUUAUCAGUGAAGACAAUCCUAUGUUCAGGCUUUCUUUAUCUCAUCUAAAAAAAUUAACUUUUCUUCAACUCGAAGGAAAUGUUAUUCCCGUUUUGGGCAAUGACUGGUUUGAGAGUGGGCCUUAUGGACUCAAAGAGGCUUAUUUGCUAGAUACUUACACAAAAAAAGUUGGAAGCCAUGUUUUCUCAGCCUUAAAUCAAUUAAGGAAAGUUUCACUUACAGGAGGAUCUGUUUCAGAUAUCUCCAGAGAUAUGUUCCCCGAUCCAGCAAUUUAUUUGGAAGCUAUAGAUUUCAGUAACAACAAGCUUUCGAUUUUGCCAAAGAAUAUAUUUUCUAAAAUGCCUUCGUUGAUAGAGGUGUUUCUAGAAAAUAAUGCCUUUACAACCAUUGAUGAAGUUAAUUAUGCUUUGGUCUGGAGUCAGCUUUCUCACAUAUUUUAUUAUGGUAAUCCUCUAAAAUGUGACCAAAACAUGAAAUGGAUCUUCAAAUAUCGAUUACCUGAAUCUCUUCAAGGGCAAUGUGCUUCACCACCUACUCUGCAAUAUCGUUCUCUGAACAAUCUCACACUACAGGAUUUGGAAUAAUGAAAAUCUAAAGAAACAUUGGAGCUUUGUAAAAUCAUGGCUUUUUAAAAAAGCAAUCAAACCGAUGUUUAAGAGUAGCUUUAAUGUAUCUCUUUUGUCCUGCUUUGGUUUCAUCUUGAUUUUAUUGUUUAAUGAUUAAAUGAAGAGCAAGAA
Molecule: messenger RNA, 1215 nt
Organism: Argiope bruennichi
Lineage: Eukaryota; Metazoa; Arthropoda; Arachnida; Araneae; Araneidae
Exons: 4
Coding region: 103-1062 (319 amino acids)
Cellular component (GO): plasma membrane
Molecular function (GO): protein binding
Source: RefSeq, a predicted model, not a curated record